Pogona vitticeps (central bearded dragon) is the source of this 3861-nucleotide messenger RNA. RefSeq names its product G protein-coupled receptor 17 (gene GPR17). Gene Ontology annotation, molecular function: G protein-coupled receptor activity. Gene Ontology annotation, cellular component: plasma membrane. Lineage: Eukaryota; Metazoa; Chordata; Lepidosauria; Squamata; Agamidae. Gene Ontology annotation, biological process: G protein-coupled receptor signaling pathway. The record is from RefSeq and is a predicted model, not a curated record.
AGAGAGAAACAGACAUGUCAGGAGUUACAGUACCAUUCUGAAAAAUGACAGGAAUAAUCUACACCUGUUAAACUUACAGACCUUCUGAACUUUCUUCCCACAAAAGCUCAAAUGCAGACUUUUAAAUAUGUUCUUUUGCAAUCAAUGGACAAGAACAGUUAGGACUAAAUGAAGGAAGGGCACCAAUGCUAAACUGGCAAAAAUCAAGCUGAAUUUAAUUGAAUUUAAUCUUCAAUAAGUAAAAUUGUGAUUCAUCUACUCUUGCCUCCUUAGGGCAGUUUUGUUAUCCACAUUUUAAAAAGAAGCCAAAGUUGUCUGAAAAUGUCUGGUUUACUGUACAGCCAAUGAAAGAGUUUGGAUUGCUGAAUUCAAUAUAAGUCAAUGUGCUCCCCUCUUCAAAGCAGAGUUGAUAGCACAGACACAGAAGAGAGCUGAUAUAUCCAAGAAGGCAAAUACCUAUUGACAAGAAGCCCCAGGGAGGUCCUUUAGCCUCUAGGUCCUUAGGAGCAAAAUGAAGCUAAUAAUAAAUCUCGGUGCAAAAGGACUGUUCUGUGGCCUUGCAGUUGUAUAAUCCCCACAUAGAAAGCCCCAGUGAGCAUAAGUGGAAAGGAAUGUUCUUAACACUGCCUCUUCACAAGUCUUCUCGUCUGUUCCUCCCUAGAGCUGAAGAUCCUGCAGCUCCCAGACAAGAGCCACAGUCCCUAGAAAGAAAGCAGACAGCCUGCCUUUAUAAAUGGAAGCAUGCAGCUGUGUUCCCCUCGAGAGAAAGGCAUCAAUUUUAUUCCAAACUGUGGAAUGGAGUCUAAUUAUACAGGGCAGGACACUGAGACCCUAUAGCAAGUGUCCUAGAAAGAGACCCUUCUCAUUCAACUGAAUAAGGGGCCUUCAACCCUUUCCACUGGCAAACCAUUAUUGCCCCGGCUUAUUAGAAAGCCCCCCUCCACAAUCCUAUAGACCCUUUUCCACGGCAAGCAAAGGGAGGUCUUAGAAUCACAGAGCCGUUACUAUGGCAGCCGUCCAUCUCACCCCCUCUCCCACCGUUAUGGAAUUAUCUCUUUCUGAAAUGUCCUGUUGUGUCUGUAACACCAAAUUUCCCCUCCCUUUUGGCAACUCUCUGCAAGUCCUCCAAGAGAGGCAGAAGGCUCCAAAGACUCAGUGUAAAGGCAGAAGUUCAGAGCAAAAGAGAAACACUUUUAUGAGCAGAACAACAUUGGAAUAUUCAUAACAACAAUAGCUACUCCCUUUUCCAAGAACUCAGCUGGAAUGAAAACUGCCUUUCACAACAAGUGCGUUAUCUAUCCUCCUCCUAUGCCAGCAAGAUGAUAGUGGACUAUCGUAAGGAACAGGGCUCUAUAUAGUACAGCUCCCCCUGCUAACGAAUCUGCCACUGUCUGUGCCUUCUGGACCAUCAGGCAGUUUUCAGCCUUGCUAAAUUUCCUAAAUUUACUGGCAACACAAGGAGCCAACAAGAAUUUCUACUGGCCAUAUCCGUAAGAUUACAAGCAGUAAGAGGUUCACAUUUCAAGACCUGCAGUGAGGAAUGAACAGUCAAGCAGACACUUCAGGCCUGUUCUUCAACGCUUCCCUGGAAAGGUCAGAGCAAUGUGGCAAAGAGACUCAUACGGAGAACAUCCUUUUCUUUACUUUCUACCUUCUGGAUUUCAUCCUAGCCUUUGUUGGCAAUGCUUUGGCUCUUUGGCUUUUCAUCCGAGACAAAAAGUCAGACUCCCCAGCAAACAUCUUCCUGAUGCAUCUUGCCGUGGCCGACCUGUCUUUUGUGCUGGUCUUACCUACUCGGCUGGUAUACCACUUUUCAGGCAACCACUGGCCAUUUGGAGAGAUCGCAUGCCGGCUCACAGGCUUCCUCUUCUACCUCAACAUGUAUGCCAGCAUCUAUUUCCUCAUGUGCAUCAGCAUAGAUCGCUUCCUAGCUAUCGUGCACCCUGUAAAAUCCCUCAAACUCCGCAGGUCACUCUAUGCCCACUUGGCCUGUGCUUUCUUGUGGGUUCUAAUUGCUGUGGCCAUGGCACCUCUUUUGGUCAGUGUGCAGACCGCCGAGAUGAACAAUACCACCAUCUGCUUACAGCUGUAUAGAGAGAAGGCAUCCCGUCACGCUCUUGUAUCCUUGGCUAUAGCAUUUACUCUCCCCUUUGUCACUACAGUGGCCUGCUACCUACUGAUUAUACGAAGCCUAAAGAAAGGGAACCGAAUUGAAAAUCACCUAAAGGAGAAAGCCAUCAAAAUGAUAAUCAUGGUACUUACAAUCUUCCUGGUCUGCUUUGUGCCUUAUCAUAUCAACCGCUACAUUUAUAUCCUAAAUUAUGAUGGCAUGAAGACUUCCUGUGAAAUGCAGCGGAUUCUGGCCCUUGGUAAUCGCAUUACAUCCUGUCUCACCAGCUUAAACGGUGCCCUAGAUCCCGUCAUGUAUUUCUUUGUCGCUGAGAAGUUCCGAGAUGCCCUGUGUGGCAUGUUUUGCAGCAAAAGGGCUACAAGGCUGCCUUCAAGUUAUGACGGAAAAACAAAUGACAGCUCCUUAAGUGCUAAAUCUGAACUGUAAAAAAUGUGGCAGCGGCUACUGUUUUAAAAAGACAUUCCCAACCAGCACAACUGACAAAUCCUCUAGACUGCAACACAGUAAUUCAGGUAGCAUAACAGCCAGAUUUCAUACUUUGUUCUUGGGAACACAAAAACAACAGACUGGAGGGAGAGCGAAUGAAAGCCUUAGAAGAUUUACCUUUUCCAAAAUCCAGUGGGCUCAAGCCAGCCAAGGCAGGAGGGCACCCUCCCUUUCUUUUUUCUUCUCAUGACUAGUUCUUAAACAACCUCACCAAUCUACUGUAGACUGGCACAGGUGGGGAGUCUGAACCAGAGACCUCUCAAAGGAAGGAAGAAGCUUUGGAUCCAGUGGAUUCUAGCUAAACCAUCUCCAAAGUCCCCUACUUUGGGUUGUAGAACUGGUAGAGAUUCCGCUGGUGGUAUAUCUACACCUAUAGAGUUUUUCAUGGGCAUACUGUAUGUGGUGCUCCCUGGAAAUGGGCCCUCCUCGGCUACAGCUCCUCUUCAUGAGAGGUACAUCCCAUCCUAUUCUAAUUCCUCCAGCCAGAGACUCUGGGGCUGUUUCUCACAGUGACUUCGGCAUGGCUCUCAUCCCCAGGGAACUCUACUUUCAGGGUAUGAAAUAUCAUUGGCUUUACAGUAUAAUACUGUGCUUCUUACUGCCUGAUAUGAAUAAGAAUUGAAUAACCAGGAAAUUAAGAAAGAAAUGAAGUUCUCAUAAUUAUGACUGUACUGUAAAACAGACAAACUGAUAAACAGCUGAAGCAAAUAUCAGUCUGCUAUGACAUCAAAUAAGCAGACAGUAUAGCUACAAUUCAAUAAUUUUGAUACAUAUAUAAUUGCUCUCUAGUCCUAUUCUGUGCAUUCCUGGGAGAUUUUUCCAAUGAAUUCAGCUUAAAGCUGGGGGGGGGGCACUAAGAAAAGUAUUCACCAUCGGGUCUACAGAGCUUUGGGCAAUUGUGAAUAUAGAUUUUAGAAUGAAUUCUACAGUGGAUCUACCACAGCUGCAACAAAGGAAGAACACUUGGAUUCUCUGCACAACUGAACUCUCUCACUCCUGACCUUCUGACCAGGCAAUGCACUGAACAGAAUAUGAACACAACAUUAUAAUUUAUAGCAUUUCUUGGGCUGUAGGUAUCAUGUUCAUUGACAGGUUUAGAAGAAUGAUUCAACAGUUCCUUUUUUUAAAAGCAUGAAUGUUUAUGUGUAUGCACCAUGUAGGUCAGACCUGAGCAAAGUGCAGGCCGAGGGCCACAUAUGGCCCACAAGCCGCUCCUGUCUGGCCCACCGGACAUCAAAACCAUU